Messenger RNA from Coregonus sp. 'balchen', 12862 nucleotides. The record is from the annotation of a GenBank genome assembly. Lineage: Eukaryota; Metazoa; Chordata; Actinopteri; Salmoniformes; Salmonidae.
CGAGACGGUGGCGAAAAAGAUAACCAGUCACCAGACAAGGACACGACAAGAGCGAGCUCGAGUCACUACUGCGUGUUGAAACUUGCAGUGAUGGAGGGGGAAAUGCAACCUGCCGACGAGGGUCUCUGCGCCCCAAAGAUGUGCCGUCAGCAGCGGGGUCCAUACAGCAGCCUCAAGACCUUCCCAAACAAGCGGUUGGCGGGGAAGGCGCGGUUCGACAGACCCACAAUGGUCGAUAUCCCGCUGCUGGGAGACAGAGGCGGUCAUCACUACAAUCAUCAUCUCAAUCACCAUCAUCCUUAUCAACAACAGUAUCAGCAACAGCAGCAGCAACAGCAGCUCCACCAAACCUCCCUCACCAUAAGCAGCAGCAGCCAGUAUCUCGCGACACCGCAGCUGCAGCAGCAACAGCGUUUCGCAUGCGAUAACAGGCCCAGCAGUAGACCCGCGACAUCUACUUCAGCAACAGUGGGGAGUGUGGCGGCAGCAUCACUUGGUUUCCAGGGGAGGGUCGGCAGCGGCACGGCGGUGCGCCAGGACCCCACGUUUUCGCCUGGACGAGCCGCGCUCAACCACGAAUCUCCCGACUGCACUUACAGGAUAAGCUCAGGUAUGUUUUCAAACUUGUUGACAAAGUGAUAUGAGGAAAAGUUUAGCCUUUAUUUUAGGAAUUAGGUGUUGGACUAGACAAGAGGAUGUCUAGGCCUGUUGGCUGUGCGCGUAAAAUGGAACGCAACAACUGUUAGAAAUAUAUUCUCAGGUUAGUAUUAAAAUCCUUUCCAACACAGAAAAAAGGGUUCCAAAAAGGUUAUUCGGCUGUCCUCAUAGGAAAACCAUUUUUGGUUCCAGGUAGAAUCCUCUGGGGAAAGGGUUCUACAUGGAGGCCAAUAGGGUUCUACCCGGAACCAAAAGUGUUCUACCUGGACUAAAAAAUUGUUCUUCAAAGGGUUCUCCUAUGGGGACAGCCAAAGAACCCUUUUAGGUUCCAGCACCUUUUUUUCUAAAUGUGUAAUGCUAUUAUUCUAUAAUAUUCUAUCCAUAAACCAGUUUUGAAAUAUGCCAUAAGUAUUUAGCCAUAUCCAGACGAUACUAGGUAGGCUAUUUGCAUGGUUGUUCCAUUAGGACACACAUUUGUUUACAAACAACAGUUUUUGGUUGAUUUUUUUGUAUUUUGCACAAAGACAAUUUUUUGAUUCACCAGGGCGGCAGGUAGCUUAGUGGGUAAGAGCGUUGUGCCAGUAACCGAAAGGUCGCUGGUUCUAAUCCCCGAGCCGACUAGGUGAAAAAUCUGUCGAUGUGCCCUUAAGCAAGGCACUUAACCCUAAUUGCUCCUGUAAGUCGCUCUGGAUAAGAGCGUCUGCUAAAUGACUAAAAUGUAAAUGUAAAUGUAAGUAGGGCCUAGGCCUAUUUUGGGUAUUAUAGGUUAAAGUGAUAAAGAUAGCCUAAUAAAAUAGUAAUAGAACAACUAAUGAAACCAUGAUGGCUUAUCAGUCCAGCGGAGAGCAGUAACUAGACACUGAGUGUACAAAACAUUAGGAACAGCUGCUCUUUCCGUGACAUAGACUGACUUGGUGAAUCCAGGUGAAAGCGAUGAUCCCUUAUUGAUGUCACUUGUUAAAUCCACUUCAAUCAGUGUAGAUAAAGGAGAGGAGACCGUUUAAAGAAGGAUUUUUUAGCCUUGAGACAAUUGAGACAUGGAUUGUGUAUGUGUGCCAUUCAGAGGGUGAAUGGGCAAGACAAAAUAUUUAAGUGCCUUUGAACGGGGUAUGGUAGUAGGUGCCAGGCGUACCGGUUUGAGUGUGGCAAGAACUGCAACGCUGCUGGGUUUUUCACACUCAACAGUUUCCUGUGUGUAUCAAGAAUGGUCCACCACCCAAAGGACAUCCAGCCAACUUGACACAACUGUGGGAAGCAUUGGAGUCAACAUGGGCCAGCAUCCCUGUGGAACGCUUUCGAUACCUUGUAGAGUCCAUGCCCUGACGAAUUGAGGCUGUUCUGAGGGAAAAGGGGGUGCAAGUCAAUAUUAGGAAGGUCUUCCUAAAGUUUUGUACAUACCAAGUUCAAUUUAGGAACUGAAAGCAAUCCCGUACUUCUUUAUUCCAUCUUUGUUCCCUUCUAUCUCUAUCAUUCUGCUGAACAAUGAAUCAAAUGUCUCCCCGGACGAUUUACACUGCUGCUACUCGCUGUUUAUUAGCUAUUAAAUAUGCAUAGUCACUUUACACCUACCUACAUGUUACCUCAAUUACCUUGACUAACCUGUACCCCCGCACAUUGACUCGGUACCAGUACCCCCCUGUAUAUAUAGCCUCGUUAUUGUUAUUUUAUUGUGUUACUUUUUUUCUUUAGUUUAUUUAGUAAAUAUUUUCUUAACUCUUAUUUUAUAAAAACUGCAUUGUUGGUUAAGGGCUUGUAAGUAAGCGUGUGACAAAUAGAAUUUGAUUUGAUCCUCAUCAAUAUCCCCAUUAAUCUCUCCCAUUUGUCUGUCAUUUUCUGUGAUAGAUAUUUUGCACUACUGACAAUAAGCAGUCAUGACUGAGUAGGCCCACUGUAGGGUAUGUGUGUGCUCAAAUGAGUGAUAGGGUUGUGCAGUUGUUGAAGUGUGUUUGUGUUCCAGAGUUUGUGUUUAUUCCUGUGUGAAAUAUUUUCUUCAGAAACAUCCAUUGUAAUGAUGUGCACUGCUUUUGAGCAAAAGCAGGCAAACUGGUUUCUCAAAAAAAUAGUAAAAACACAAUUCUAUUUCUAUAGGAACCUUGAUCUGCAUCCCAGUUGGCACCAUAUCCCCAUUAUAGUGCACUACCAUUGACCAGAGCCGGAAGCAGUUUUGUUACUAAAUUAAACAGAUAUCCUGUUUCCCCCACAGAUAUACACUACCGUUCAAAAGUUUGGGGUCACUUAGACAUUUCCUUGUAGCGGUGGUAAGGAUUCACUCCAUGGUGCUGAAAAGAAAGCUCUGGUGUUAAUGACAAAGCGAAAACAGGUUUUGUAGUCAUUUUUGCAAAUGUAUAGAAAAUAAAAAACAGAAAGACCUUAUUUACAUAAAUAUUCAGACCAUUUGUUAUGAGACUCGAAAUUGAGCUCAGGUGCAUCCUGUUUCCAUUGAUCAUCCUUGAGAUGUUUCUACAACUUGAUUGGUGUCCACCUCAUAGCUUGGUUUUUGCUCUGACAUAAACUGUCAACUGUGGGACCUUAUAUAGACAGGUGUGUGCCUUUCCAAGUCAUGUCCAAUCAAUUGAAUUUACCACAGGUGGACUCCAAUCAAGUUGUAGAAACAUCUCAAGGAUGAUCAACGGAAACAGGAUGCACCUGAGCUCAAUUCUGAGUCUCAUAGCAAAGGGUCUGAAUACUUAUGUAAAUAAGGUAUUUCUGUUUUUUAUACAUUUUGCAAAAAUGUCAAAACUGUUUUUGCUUUGUCAUUAUGGUGUAUUGUGUGUUGAUUGAUGAGGAUAUACAUUUUUUUGUCCAUUAAAGUAACAUCAGAUUUAUCAGAAAUACAGUGUAGACAUUGUUAAUGUUGCAAAUGGCUAUAUACGUUGAGACUGGUGUUUUGCGGGUACUAUUUAAUGAAGCUGCCAGUUGAGGACCUGUGAGGCGUCUGUUUCUCAAACUAGACACUCUAAUGUAUUUGUCCUCUUGCUCAGUUGUGCACCGGGGCAUCCCACUCCUCUUUCUAUUCUGGUUAGAGCCAGUUUGCGCUGUUCUGUGAAGGGAGUAGUACACAGCGUUGUAAGAGAUAUUCAGUUUCUUGGCAAUUUCUCGCAUGGAAUAGCCUUCAUUUCUCAGAACAAGAAUAGACUGACGAGUUUCAGAAGAAAGUUCUUCGUUUCUGGCCAUUUUGAUUCAGUAAUUGAACCCACAAUUGCUGAUGCUCCAGAUACUCAACUAGUCUCAAGAAGGCCAGUUUUAUUGCUUCUUUAAUCAGCACAACAUUUUUCAGCUGUGCUAACAUAAUUGCAAAAGGGUUUUCUAAUGAUCAAUUAGCCUUUUAAAAUGAUAAACUUGGAUUAGCAAACACAACGUGCCAUUGGAACACAGGACUGAUGGUUGCUGAUAAUGGGCCUCUGUAUGCCUAUGUAGAUAUUCCAUUAAAAAUCAGCCUUUUCCAGCUACAAUAGCCAUUUACAACAUUAACAAUGUCUACACUGUAUUUCUGAUCAAUUUGAUGUUAUUUUAAUGGACAAAAAAAUAGCUCUUCUUUCGAAAACAAGGACAUUUCUAAGUGAGCCCAAACUUUUGAACGGUAGUGUAAAUCUCCUUAUCACUCCACUAGCAGGGGGGGGUUGAGCUUCAGUAUUCUGAGAUUGUUGUUACACUGACACAGCACUAUCUAGCUUAUACUGUCUACUGUAUUAGCACUGUGGUGUAGCAUUAAGCCUAAUAGGUAAAGUAAUUGUCAUGUCGCCUCGUGCCAUUAUCCAGGGUAGUGACAAAGUACAGGCCUCAUACAGUAUUAGAUGCUCUAUUGUAGGCCUAUAGGCCUCCCUGAACAAUCACUACGUUUUAACUAACCUGCUCCUAUGGUACUGGGGCUUCCAAUUUUAUUGUCUUAAAAACCCAAUUCAAAGCCCAGAUUUACACAGUUCUUAGGUAUCUGCAUUGGAUACAGUAUAGGGCUUUUCACUCCACUGAGCCGAACCGAGUUGACCUAAACCAAGCUGCUGUAAUUGUGCUGAAAAGAACAGUGUGUAAAGAAAAUAAUAGAGCGAGCACGUUUGGGUCAGUUCGGCGCGAUAGUACAAAAAGGGUAUAUAUUUUGUUAACCAUACGACAAAAGCUACCAAAUACAACUAAGUAUUCAUGUGAUUUAAUGAUUACAGUGAUAAGAGCACAUUUCCCUGGAGGUGACAGUCAGACAGAGGUGGUUUCUCUUCCCCAUUAUGCAUCCCACAGACAGAAGGAGGAGCCCAAGGAUGCCAGCCCUGAGAUCCGCACACAAUAAAGCAAAUUGCAUUUAAAAGCUUUUCCAAAGAGUUGUGAUUAAAAUAAAUGGGGCUCAUAAAUUUGCCUCCGCGGAGCAUGUUGUAUUUAAUGACAUUUUAUGAGGCUGUCUCCCCAUGCACAGUACCAGGGAGCAAGAGAAGUGGGAGGGACGGAGGCACGGGGGGAUGAUAUCAGAUACAUCUCGGCGGGUAAACAAAGACGGCACGCAUAUUAAUAAAUGCGACACAUCUGCGCUAGGCCGAUAGACACGUCUCAGCGGCUGCCAGAGUGCCGGGCCUCCCGCCCAGUUGCAGCGAGGGCGUCGUGGGUAGCUGUCUGCACUCAUAAUUACCUGCCUUGUCUCUUUGUGUGUGAAGGCGACACAUUCGUAAUCAUUAGAGGGGAGAUGUGCGAGAUCAUCUCAUUCCGAUGUACGGAGACUGCUGGGAGAAGGACACAGGGAGAGCUGCUGUUAUGGAUGAUAUUAUCAAAUCAAAUGCAUUUAUCAAAAAGUGCUAAACUGCAACCCAAGCCUAUAACUCCCAAAGAGCAAGCACAGGCAACAAUGGCAAGGGAAGGACUAGUGUAGGCCUAUAUAUUGACAUCUGACUCAACCAGCUUCCUUGUACAAGAGUGCAAUUGAAUGGAGGGACCCUGUACCAGGGUCAAAUAUGACUUGUAGAAAAGGGGGAGGAGCUAGAUAGAGUGGCGUGAGGGUAGUGAGGGGAGGAGCUAGAUAGAGUGGAGGGAGGGUGGUGAGGGGAGGAGCUAGAUAGAGUGGAGGGAGGGUGGUGAGGGGAGGAGCUAGAUAGAGUGGAGUGAGGGUGGUGAGGGGAGGAUCUAGAUAGAGUGGAGUGAGGGUGGUGAGGGGAGGAAGCCAGAGCAGUGAAGCAGAAACUGCAACACCUUUAUAUAGAAUUUGAGAGUCAAGUAGAGGUGACUGAGAAAGGGAUAAGACUGAAGCAAUCCUACUGCAGUAUUAUGAACAACCAACCGAGUCCAUGCUCUUCUGAACCACCAACCUAGUCCAUGCUCUUCUGAACCACCAACCUAGUCCAUGCUCUUCUGUGUUUUUUAAUCCAUACCAUCAAUUCAAUUCCAAGUAAUCAAGGACUGUGGAAAUGUAGAAAUGUGUUGAUGCCCAAAGGUUGAUGCCAAAAUAUGCUGGUUGACUUGAAUGUCACAGUGAACGCCUUGGCUAUCAUUAUCGGCUCACUCUCUGUUCCUCUAGAAAACCGUCUCAUCUUGGAUGCCUUCGCACAGCAGUGUAGCCGGGUCCUCACUCUUCUCAACAACAACGGCCGGUUCGUGGAGCCGCAAGCUCCUCUGCCCUCCUCUCUCACCUCCCACAUCAAGCAGGAGGACAGCUGCCUCUCUGGACCUGGGGGGGAGUCAAAGCCAGUCGCGGGUCAGGGGGGUCAUUACCCCACCCUGGGCACGCCACGGCUUGAGGAGAGCUCCACCGUCGACCCUGAUGACGAAGCCCAGCACAGCCACUGGAGCCAACAACAAACAUCCGCCUUCCUGCGCAUCUUCACGGAGUCCCUCCAGAGCUAUCUGCUCACUGGGAACCAGCAGCCUCACCCGGGCCCGGGCCUCGAGGGAGAGCAAUGCCCACCGGCUGAGCCCGAGUCUGGGGGGUCACCGGGCCACAACCUGGGGGGCUGGAGCUCACCGGCCCCCUCGGAUUCGUAUGGCCACCCCUCGUCCACCCUGCCGGAGGAGGAAGAGGAGGAGGAGGAGAGCUGCUGCCCUCGCUGUGUGGAGCUGGAGCAGGAGGUGCUGUGUCUGCAGCAGGAGAAUGAAGAACUGCGGAACAAGAUGGACAACAUACCAGGUACAGUACCAGGGUUUCAGUAAUGUGAGAUUGUGACUUGGUAUGUGGAUACAAUAGAAGGCCACGUCACCCGUAAAUACCUGAAGAAAGUGAGACGAUGUGCUAAUUUUGCUGCCCAAGACAACUUGUGGAUUUGGGUCUUUACCCUGUGACUCGACAUAGCAUGUCACAAUAAUGACACAGUGCCAACUGAGGGUGGUAACCAUGUGGUGUAGUACAUUACUUUUUAUGUCAAGUUAAAGAUUUACAGUGCCCUCCGGAAUAUGUUGUUGUUGUUUUGGUUCUGUACUCCAGCACUUUGGAUUUGAGUGAAGUGAAUUUGUCCCAAUACCUUUGGUCCCCUAAAAUGGGGGGACUAUGUACAAAAAGUGCUGUCAUUUCUAAAUGGUUCACCCGAUAUGGAUCAAAAUACCCUCAAAUUAAAGCUGACAGUCUGCACUUUACCCUCAUGUAUCAUCUCAAAGCCAAAACAACAAAACGUGUCACUGUCCCAAUAAUUACGGAGAGCACUGUAUUUUACAUUUUAGUCAUUUAGCAGAUGCUCUUAUCUAGAGCGACUUACAGUUAGACACCCCAGACUUACAAUCAAAUCUUUUUGAUGGGUUUUAUAACCCUGAUCUCCUUCCAGCUCCCUGCCAGAAUGUGCUGGACUUCUUCAAGACUGUUCUCCAGCACCAUGACCAGUUUAUACAGCCCAUGGAAGAGGAACAACUAACAGAGGCAAGAAAUCAGUUUGUCUCAAAACACAGACUGUGUCUUUCUAGAAAUAAAUACUCUUGGUCUGUUCCAGUUUCUGUCAGGUACUGUACUGUACCUUUUUAUAUGUUUUAUCACUAGUCACACUGGCCGUGUCUGAAAUCUGUCUUGCCUACUACUUACUGCAUACUGUGUAUUAAUUGUACUACAUGCUAUAUUUAGAACGUACUGUUUAGUAAACAAUGAAAGCAGUACGUACAAAUAUCAACAUCCAUUCUGAGAAGGCGUCAUCUAAUGUGCAAUUGCAAUGUUUCCCACCAUUCGUUCAUUUUGGUAGAGCGCGUCCCCUUCUCUUUUUUAUUUGAUUUAUUUAACCAUUAUUUUGACAGGGAGUCAAUUUCCAGGGGCCCUCGGGGGUGGGCUGGGGGUCCAGCCAUGUACCUGGUAACUAGUUGGCUUCCUAAAGAGGCUCAAAGUUGCCCACCGUUUACCCACUUCAUUGAAUUUCUUCACUUUGAGAUAAGGAGCACCGGCGAAACAAGGCUUGGCAUUCGGUUUAGACACAUGUCAGUGUAGUUCUGAUCCUUUUAUGGCUUGCAGACUGGCCGUCAGUCGCCCUAUCUAGUCAUCAAUGUGCUACGCAUUACUUACCUGGAGAAGAGAGAGCCAAGGACUGACACUACUAACCGGCGUCCUUCAGCUGGGGUGGGCAGUAAUCAGUAUUAUUUUCACUGCUUGUUCUGUCCAGCACUUGGAAACACCUAAGGCAACACAAGAGGGAUUAUUCGGCUGGGAAUCGGAUGGUAGCGCCCUCAGCCAAUGUAUGAAGUGUAAGACUGUGUGAGUUUUGCCAGUGUGAGUGUGUUUGUGAUACUUGUUACUGUACUGUGUCCGCGCACCUUACCAAGUGUGUAUGUGUGUGUGAGUAUGGGUGGAUGUGUGUUGUGAGAGGACAGCACUUACCGUGUCAUCCAGUGUUUACUCCCUUCGGCCUGCAUGGUCGUCUGAGUCCCCUCUUCACUUUGACGUUCAUUGGGCUAAGCCGGUCCCACAGCUACACUUUGAAUUUCUUCACUUUGAUAUUAAUUUAGGCUGAUCCAGGGGCCAGGUGGGUUCAACAUAGCCGUUUACCCAUGGAGGGAUUAAUCUUUUCCAGAAAAUCUACCUUGUUUCAAUACCGAGAAUAAUUCAUAUUUAUCCAGAGUCCCAGGAAAUACAGCAAAAAUCGGAAGCGCCCAUUUAAAGUGUUUAAAACCAAGAUAUGGUCACUAUGCCAGGGUUCUCCCCAAAUAAGAUUGUCGCUGCGCCACCUUGUCAGCUUGGCUGCGUCACUAUGUAAAGAUUUCAGGACAAAUUAAACUGAUAUUCAGGAAUGAUAGAGGAACUAUCUUUGAUCGCCAAUUACAUUGUUGUGAAUAGUGAAACAGGCCGUUCAUAAUGUUCCUCAAUUAAUUCAGAGCAUUUCAGCAGUAGGCUAUCUGGACACAGAGCACGUUUAGGACACACAGAGUGCACCUCGAGUAUAGCGUUGUCAAAUCAUACAAUCCGCUCACCAACUCAGGCGCUACAAUACCUGGGCUUGUGGACUGAGAAUGAUUUAGGCAGCGCCGUUUUAUUGGACGGCUAGUCCGGGGCUCAUUCAAUUUUGUAAUAACGCCCGGUGCCGGCAAGGUGUUUCCAGUGUUUCCUUUGCGUAUUCUGUGCUUGCGAGUCUGGCUUAGCCGGACUGAUGCAUCUAAUCUCCCGGAACUUUUGCCCCCAGAGUCCCCGGAACAUAGGACUGUGGAAGAUCUUGCUUGCUCAACCUGAUGGCGUCUACCGUAGGUGCCAGUUUUGAUGACCCGGGUUGCUCGCCCUGGUGCGGCAAUGGUUUCGAGGCCUUCCAUCAAUUACUUAAAGUUUCAGUUUUGCAGCCAUAUUCUCCCCAGAACCCAAAGACUUUGGUUUCCCGGACGCUGCCCGGCAGGUCAUGGGAAUAAUGCCAUGGCAGGUAGCUUAGUGGUUAAGAGCGUUGUGUCAGUAACCGAAAAGUUGCUGGUUCUAAUCCCGAGCUGACUAGGUGGCAAAUCUGUCGAUGUGCCCUUGAGCAAGGCACUUAACCAUAAUUGCUCAUGUAAGUCGCUCUGGAUAAGAGCGUCUGCUAAAUGACAAAAAAAUAAUAAUAAUGCUGCCGGAUCGCUAGUUGGCAUCGUUUAUGGUCGGAACUACGAAGGUAUCGGAUUGUCUUCGAACCUCCAACUUUUGUUCUUGAUUAAUGAAAGCAUUAUUGGCAAAUGCUUUCACUUUUGUCCGUCUUGCACCGGUCCAAGAAUUUCACCUCUAGCGGCACAAUACGAAUUCCCCGGCAUUCCCUCUUAAUCAUGGCCCCAGUUCAGAAGAAAACCUAACAAAAUAGAACUGAAGUCCUAUUCCAUUAUUCCUAGCUGAGGUAUUCAAGUGACCGGGCCUGUAUUGAACACUCUAAUUUUUCAAAGGAAACGCUUCGGACCCCGCGGGACACUCAGUUAAGAGCAUCGAGGGGGCGCCGAGAGGCAGGGGCUGGGACAGGCGGUAGCUCGCCUCGCGGCGGACCGCCAGCUCGAUCACGAGAUCCAACUACAGGCUUUUUAACUGCAGUAACUUAAAGAUACGCUAUUGGAGUGUCACCGCCACAAAGGUUCACGCCGCGCGAUCGGCUCAAGGUUACCAAAGGUGAACUGUCUCCGAAAAGGGCUCCGCCGAUGGAGGCCAAUCCACGUGGGGUGAGAGGAACUGUCUGUCCGAACACCGGCUAGAUGCCGGCCGACAGGGGCCUUCUCUGGUGAAUCACGAAUGCCAAGACAGUUCUAGUCACUCCAACCGUUUACCCGCGCUUCAUUGAAUUGAAUGAGCGAGAGCUCCAGAGGGACAGGGAGGGCUGGCGUCGACCCAGGGAGGGGGAGCAACCCCCGGAGAUGGGGCCCGCCCCCCAGCCAAGGCCGCAACUCCAUCCAGCCAGCUCCCUGUCCCAGGGAGAUGGGGGGAGAGGGCCAGGGAGGGCUGGGGCCGACCCAGGGAGGGCCCCAGCCAUACUCAUUUCGGAAAAGCCGAAGUGAGUACAGUAUGACAUCCUUUAUAGCAUACUACAUUUCUGAAAUUUCACAUAGUAUAAAACGUUAUAUUUUUGCAUACCCAAAAUGCCUACUAUUUAGAAGCUUAGUACGGGUAUUCGGACACGGCCACUGUGUAUAUUAUAGAUGUUACAUGAGAGAUGCAAAAUAAGACACCAGGGUGAACUUUUAGAUCUAAAGAGCGCUCUAUCUCUACAGGAAGAAGAACGGAAAACAUAUGAGGUUUGUGUUUUCAAUAUGUGUUUUCUUACUCUAUGUAAUGGAAUGACCCCUCACUUAGUUUCUGUCUUUCUAAUGGGCCUUACUCAGUCAAAUAUCACCUACUCACCUUGGUGGCUUGAGAAGCGUCAUCAUCCCCACCCCCAUCCUAGUUUGUCAGACAUUUUGAGACCUCAAAAGUAGUCCAGUAUCAAAAAGAGUCUCACAAUCUGUUAUAUGGAUUGAACAAAAAUGUGAAAUUAACUGGGGCCUAUCUUUCCCAUUCAUGUUUUAAUCAAGCAUGACCUACACAACAAAUGGCAUUUGACAUGGACUCAUCUCUGACAAAAUAACAAACUUUGAUUUUGGAGUAAACAGUCACAUAAAAGCCCAGUUAAAUAGGGGAAUGGAGAUAUAGAUUUUGUGGGAUGUUGUCACUGACUCCCUUUAAGUAAUGUUCAACUCAGUUGCACAGCAGCUUUAUAGAUCAAACUGAAACUAGUGGCACAAGAUGUGAAACUGCCAUUCAAAUCAACUUCUCUAUUAAGGAUGUGAAAAUAUCAUCUUGCAACAGUGUUGCAUAAUAAGAUAAAAUAGGUUCUGUUAAAUGGAGAAAACGUUAAUGGACACCACUGCCACCUUUUCCUCAACAUUGCAGUUAAACCUGAGAAUAACUUCUUGUUCUAUGGGGCAAUGGGUUUACAACGAUAGGAAUUGGUUAUUGUUGGUAUCAGGUGUAUAGCACAAAUAAUGUUUUUGAUUUAUUUGAGAAACUAGACUAACUACAAAUAUCAUAGUUCUCCAUUACACAUUGAGCAUGAAGUUAAUGACCUUGUUGUAACACAUGAAUGACUGCACUUCUUCUGAAUGCUUUGACAGCAUGAAUGCACUUUUUAAUACCCUGCUAGUGCCCCUCAGGGUUGUGGUCAAUUCCAUUUCAAUUCAGUCAAUUCAGGAAGUCAACUGUAAUCCAAUUCCAAUGUUCCUUUUCGUUUCAUUGCUUGGAAAAGGAAUUUCAGUUGACUUCAGUUUACUUUCUAAAUUGGCUGAACUGAAAUGGAAUUGACCCCAACCCUGUUGGCUCUAUGGCAGGGUACUCAGAGCUCAUAACUAAGCCGUACCAUUCUCACCAGUGGUGGAUUGUGGCAAUUUUAAAAUGGGGAGGACAGGCUCAUACUAAUGGCUGAAACCGAAUAAAUGGAAUGGUAUCAAACACAUCAAAAGCAAGGUUUUAUACCAUUCCAUUCACUCCAUUCCAGCCAUUAUAAUGAGCCGUCCUCCCCUCACCAGCCUCCUGUCAUUCUCACCCUCUUCCCUUCUUCCUACCCCUCCUCAGGGCAGUAAACAGCUCCUGGGGAACUACCCCCUCUUCAUCACCAACAAGCAGUGGGACGAGGCAGUCAACUCGUCGAAGAAGGACGGCCGGCGGCUGCUGCGUUACCUGAUCCGCUUCGUCUUCACUACGGACGAGCUCAAGUACUCGUGUGGCCUGGGCAAGAGGAAACGCUCCGUUCACUCAGGAGAGCCUGGGCCGGAGAGACGGCCGCUCAACCCCGUCAAAGUCACCUGCCUCAGAGGUACUGGCGGCAUCUCUACUAAAGAGAUGUGUACUACAACAACAUGUAUGCUACUAAAGAGAUGUGUACUACAACAACAUGUAUGCUACUAAAGAGAUGUGUACUACAACAACAUGUAUGCUACUAAAGAGAUGGGCACUACAACAACAUGUAUGCUACUAAAGAGAUGUGUGAACAGAUGUUUGCAACAUCAAAUUGUGUGCAGUGAUGUUUAUUAAUAAAACAGAUUUUUUCUAAUCAUAACAAAUAUUGACUUGUACUCCUCAGAGUUUAUCCGAAUGCACUGUGCCUCCAACCCUGACUGGUGGAUGCCUUCUGAGGAGCAGAUCAACAAGGUGUUCAGCGACGCGGUGGGUCAUGCGCGCCAGGGUCGGGCCGUGGGCACCUUCCUGGGCAGCAGUGGCAGUAGCACUAGCAGUCUUUACAUGGAGGCUUACGACGGGCCCCUGUCACAGGAUGAUGUGUACCUGAAGGGCUCUCACAAUGGCCUGGGGGAUUGAAGGGAGAAGGACUGAAGCCUUGGUCAGGAUUCAAUCCAAGGUGCGUUA